Artibeus jamaicensis (Jamaican fruit-eating bat) is the source of this 1494-nucleotide messenger RNA. RefSeq names its product aquaporin 5 (gene AQP5). The record is from RefSeq and is a predicted model, not a curated record. Bases 212 to 997 code for a protein of 261 amino acids. Gene Ontology annotation, cellular component: plasma membrane; apical plasma membrane. Gene Ontology annotation, biological process: transmembrane transport. Lineage: Eukaryota; Metazoa; Chordata; Mammalia; Chiroptera; Phyllostomidae. Gene Ontology annotation, molecular function: water channel activity. The transcript is spliced from 4 exons.
GGGAGCCGCCCACUGCCCCCCCGCGCUGGCCCCGCCGAGGGGCGCCCGCCCUCUAUAUAGCGCACCCCUGCGGGGCCCGUGCCAGGCCGCUAGCAGCCGUGAGGUCCCCGCAGAGCGCGCCGCCCCAGGGAGCCAGCCCCCAGCCACCAGCAGCGCCGCCGCCGCCGCCCCGACGGGCGCCCCUUGCUGCUGCUCGGCCCCCACCGCCACCAUGAAGAAGGAGGUGUGCUCCGUGGCCUUCGUCAAGGCCGUGUUCACGGAGUUCCUGGCCACCCUCAUCUUUGUCUUCUUUGGCCUCGGCUCGGCCCUCCAGUGGCCGUCAGCGCUGCCCACCGUCCUUCAGAUCUCGCUGGCCUUUGGCCUGGCCAUAGGCACCCUGGCCCAGGCCCUGGGGCCCGUGAGUGGCGGCCACAUCAACCCUGCCAUCACACUGGCGCUCUUAGUAGGCAACCAGAUCUCCCUGCUCCGGGCUGUCUUCUACGUGGUGGCCCAGCUGGUGGGCGCCAUUGCUGGGGCAGGCAUCCUCUAUGGGCUGGCACCAGUGAGUUCCCGGGGCAAUCUGGCGGUGAAUUCGCUCAGCAACAACACAACGCCGGGCCAGGCUGUGGUGGUGGAGAUGAUUCUGACCUUCCAGCUGGCGCUCUGCAUCUUCUCCUCCACUGACUCACGCCGCACCAGCCCUGUGGGCUCCCCAGCCCUGUCCAUCGGCCUGUCCGUCACCCUGGGCCACCUUGUGGGGAUCUACUUCACUGGCUGCUCCAUGAACCCAGCCCGCUCCUUCGGCCCUGCGGUGGUCAUGAAGCGGUUCAGCUCUGCGCACUGGGUGUUCUGGGUGGGGCCCAUCGUGGGGGCCGCCGUGGCUGCCAUCCUCUACUUCUAUCUGCUCUUCCCCAACUGCCUGAGCCUGAGUGAGCGUGUGGCCGUCGUCAAGGGCACGUACGAGCCUGAGGAGGACUGGGAGGAGCGGAAGAAGACCAUAGAGCUGACUGCCCACUGACCAGCGUCAGACGGGGACCGGUCCCUCAGCCCCUGAACUACAGGGGAAUAAAAAGCAUGAUGGCAAAGCUUCCUUUCCCCACAGCUGGGUUCUCUGGGCUAGGGAGGAGGUGCUGGCUCCCCAGGCUGCAGCUAGAAAUGGGAACAGGAACUUGUGAUGGGGCUCUGGGGUGGGAGCCCGGGGCUGGGCCCUGAUGGGAAGAGGGUCUCUCUGGGACAGGGCAGGCUGCUGCCACAGGGUCAGGCCCCAGAGACUGUGAAUGUGGCACCAAGCUCACAGGCUGCCCCCGGGCCAGGCCAGGAAGGGGUGGUCUGCAUUCUUCACCCCCCCACUCUCCCCAGCCCCUAGGAUGGCAGAGGCUGACCCUCCCCAGAGCUCCUUAGGAGGGAGACAGACUGGUUCAUUAAGUGCUGCCUUAUUUAUUUCUGCUUAAACAUGCAUGGGCUAGGGCUGCUGGUGUUUGCAAUGGGGGCUUCCCAAUAAACCACUGAUGUUCA